GAAAAGAUGCUGUUUUAUAAGCCAUUCAAAUUUUACGAUAACUUCACGUGGUCAAACACCGGAGCCCCAGUCUUCGGAAGUGUGGCGACACAAAAUGAAGGAGAAAAAACACGCAGUGAAGCAGAAGAGGAGGGCAAUGAUGAUGAGGAGGCGCCCCAUAAUGAGGAGAUCCACUUUGAGGCGAUCGUGUCUCUGCGUGAGGUGGAGGUGAGGUCUGGUGAGGAGGACGAGGAGAUCCUGUUCAAAGAAAGAACCAAACUCUACCGCUGGGACCGCGAGCUCAACCAGUGGAAGGAGCGCGGCGUGGGAGACCUCAAGAUCCUAUUCCACCCCGUGAAGAAGAGCUACCGCCUGCUGAUGAGACGCGAGCAGGUGCUCAGAGUCUGCGCCAACCACAGCAUCAGCCCGAGCAUCCAGCUUAAGCCCAUGAACACCUCAGCUAACGCUCUGGUGUGGACUGCCACCGACUACUCAGAGGGAGACGGGAAAGUGGAACAGCUGGCGGCCAAGUUCAAGACUCCAGAGCUGGCCGAGUCCUUCAGACGAGCGUUCACCGACUGCCAGAGCUGCAUGUCGCAGACUGACGCCGCUCAGACGUCUGCCGCCGAGGCGCUGUCUCGAGACUCCAACCCUGUGGUGUUCUUCGACAUCACCAUAGAUGAUGAGCAUGCUGGGAGAAUCGUCAUGGAGCUCUUUGCUCACAUCGUGCCCAGAACGGCGGAGAACUUCCGGGCUCUGUGUACGGGAGAGAUGGGCUUCGGUUACCGCCAGUCCAUCUUUCACAGGAUCAUCCCGGACUUCGUGUGUCAGGGUGGUGAUAUCACCAACCAGAAUGGGACGGGAGCAAAAUCCAUCUACGGAGCAAAGUUUGAGGACGAGAGCUUCGAGGUGAGGCACACGGGGCCGGGGCUGCUGUCCAUGGCCAACCGCGGCAGAGACACCAACAGCUCGCAGUUCUUCAUCACCCUCAAGAAAGCAGAGCACUUGGACUUCAAGCAUGUGGCCUUCGGAUUUGUCAAAGAUGGCAUGGAUGUGGUGAGGAGAAUCGGAGAGCUGGGCACUAAAGACGGGAAACCCACGGAAACCAUCACCAUCUCAGACUGUGGACAGAUUUUUUUGAGCUGUUCUAUGUUUGAGAUUGUGUUCCCCGAGCUCUUGUUAAAUCAGGGAUCCGUUCUUCGUACAUCGAGAUAAUUUGAUAUUUUAAUCCUGAU
Molecule: messenger RNA, 1214 nt
Organism: Sinocyclocheilus grahami
Lineage: Eukaryota; Metazoa; Chordata; Actinopteri; Cypriniformes; Cyprinidae
Product: E3 SUMO-protein ligase RanBP2-like
Exons: 5
Coding region: 7-1194 (395 amino acids)
Biological process (GO): intracellular transport; protein peptidyl-prolyl isomerization; protein folding
Cellular component (GO): nuclear pore; cytoplasm
Molecular function (GO): GTPase activator activity; peptidyl-prolyl cis-trans isomerase activity
Source: RefSeq, a predicted model, not a curated record